Aedes aegypti (yellow fever mosquito) is the source of this 1586-nucleotide messenger RNA. RefSeq names its product zinc finger CCCH domain-containing protein 15 homolog. The coding region runs from base 190 to 1446 and encodes 418 amino acids. Gene Ontology annotation, molecular function: mRNA binding; metal ion binding. The record is from RefSeq and is a predicted model, not a curated record. Gene Ontology annotation, cellular component: cytosol. The transcript is spliced from 4 exons. Gene Ontology annotation, biological process: cytoplasmic translation. NCBI's taxonomy places the organism in Eukaryota, Metazoa, Arthropoda, Insecta, Diptera, Culicidae.
CGAGACAAAACGUCAACAUGCAAUCAACACCGUAGCAGCCGCUCGCUCAUCACCAUCAUCGCGUAGAAAAAGUGCCGUGCGUGGAAGCCUCCGCAUUUUUUCAAUGUUAUCGCUGUUAAACUGGUAAAAUUAUCGUCAAAUUCAUUGCAUAGUUUCUGAAAAAAGGCAAUCCGACUUUGCCCGUUCACCAUGCCGCCGAAAAAAGCGCCUGCCGGAGGAGCCUCGAAAAAGGCCGAGACGAAGAAAAAGGAGAAAAUCAUUGAGGAUAAAACAUUCGGUUUGAAGAACAAGAAAGGAGCUAAACAACAAAAGUUUAUCACCCAAGUUGAGAAGCAAGUGAAAAGCGGAGGCCAACAUAACCUGCUGAAUAAUCCGAAUGCCAAGAAGGAGGAGAAGGAAAAGAAGCUGAAGGAGCAGAAGGAACUGGCUCAGCUGUUCAAGCCGGUUCCAACGCAAAAAAUCGAAAAAGGCGCCGACCCCAAGUCGAUCCUGUGUGCAUUCUUCAAGCAAGGAACCUGUACCAAGGGUGACAAGUGUAAGUUUUCCCAUGACUUGGCCAUUGAGCGGAAAGCGGAGAAACGGUCCAUUCAUGUGGAUAUGCGAGAUGCUGAGAACGACACGAUCGAAAACUGGACCGAGGAGAAGCUGGCCGAAGUCGUCGCGAAGAAGCACGGCAAGGAGAAAACGAUGCCCACCACUACGAUUAUCUGCAAAUACUUCCUGGAUGCUGUUGAAAAAUCUCUCUACGGUUGGUUCUGGGAGUGUCCGAACGGAGAAAAAUGUAUCUAUCGGCAUGCCCUUCCGCCGGGAUAUGUGCUGAAGAAGGACAAGAAGAAAAUGGAAGCACAGAAAGAGGAAAUCUCUCUGGUUGAUUUGAUUGAACGAGAGCGAGCCGCAUUGGGAUCGAGUCAAACCCGAGUCACGCUGGAGACUUUCCUUGCAUGGAAGAAACGUAAAAUACAGGAAAAGAAAAAGCGCGAGCAAGAGGAAGAGGAUCGUAAGCGCAAGGACUUUAAGGCUGGUCGCCAGAAUGGCCUUUCCGGUAGGGAAAUGUUUAGCUUUAACCCAGACAUGGUCGACUUCGGUAUGGAUGAUGGCGAGGAAGCUAUCGAGUCCUAUGGCAGGAACGAGGAUGAUGACGAUGCUACUGAGUAUAAGGAAUUGGAUUUGAACAUGCUAUCGCUGUCGAUUAAGGAGGUGGAUAAUACUGGUACCGUGGCCGAGGAGGACCGAUGGCAGAAAAUGAAAGCAAACCUACCAGCCGAGAAUGGAGAAGCCGAGGGUGCCGCAGCGACAGCUGCCACUUCCUCGGACGCAGCACCUAUCAAUGAGAACCUUUUCCUCGAUGAAGACCUAGAAGGAAUCGACGACGAGCUGAGCGAUGACGAAGACGACGACGACGACGAUGGGGAUGGCGAAGCAAAUGAUAACAGCGAAAAGUCGUGAUAAGGAAUGCUCUAGGUGCAGGAGGUUUUAAGGAUUGCCCUUUCGUUAAUGAAACUAUUUAGAUUGCGAUCAUGCAAAUGGUUCACCCAUUAAUGUUCGAUAUUGCUACAAUUAAACACGUACAGUCAAAUUAUCAUAAA